Messenger RNA from Olea europaea var. sylvestris, 2949 nucleotides. RefSeq lists its product as uncharacterized. NCBI's taxonomy places the organism in Eukaryota, Viridiplantae, Streptophyta, Magnoliopsida, Lamiales, Oleaceae. Bases 225 to 2804 code for a protein of 859 amino acids. The record is from RefSeq and is a predicted model, not a curated record. Gene Ontology annotation, molecular function: protein binding. The transcript is spliced from 10 exons.
AAAAAGUUCAAUUCCAUUUCUGAACCCUCACUCCCAGACAUCUUCAGCCGUUCUUCCCUGCCGAAUUAAAAACCCUAUUCAUUUUGAAACCCUAGUUCUUCAUCUACUCUCCGAUUGCAUAAUCUAGGGUUCUAUUGCCCUAGAAAAGAUAUCCGCUUUAUAUAAAGUAGUAUAUGUAUACAUUUGUUUCUGUCAUUGUUGUCUUGGUUAAAUAGAAUUUGGAGAUGGUAUCGGGUUCAAGAACCGAGGUCGGUCCUCAAAUUCUAUCGGCGGGUGUGCGGAAGACCAUACAGUCAAUUAAAGAAAUUGUGGGCAAUCACUCUGAUGCAGAAAUAUAUGUUGCACUCAGAGAAACGAACAUGGAUCCUAAUGAAACCACUCAAAAAUUGCUCAGUCAAGAUCCGUUUCAUGAGGUGAAGAGAAAAAGAGACAAAAAAAAAGAGGUUUCAGGAUAUAAGAGUCCUGUUGCGGCAGAGCCCAGCAUAAAUUCUGAGGUUGUAAGCUUACCAGUGAAAUCAAAUGCACAUUUUGGUCAGAAUGCUCGAAGAGGUGGAUAUACUCGAAAUAUCUUACCUGAUCAAAUUUCACUAGAUGUAGGUGGCAGCAAAGAGUUCCGUGUUGUUCGAGACAAUAGAGCUAACCAAAAUGCCAGUAAAGAUUUAAAGCAUUCACAGAGUUCCACUUCUACCAAUGAGCGGGUUUCCUCCGAUCCUGUCAUAAAGAGCAAUUCAGCGGGGGCUUCUGGUCAUCAAAAGCUGUCAGUUGCUGACCAUUCAUCUCAAGCUUUAAAUGGGCCUGCUGAUUUGCAGCCUAGGCAAGCUAGUGAUGCAAAUUUUGGUGGUAAUGACAGGAAGGAUUUGCAUGGGGAGAAGCAGCUGCCAGUUUCACAUGCUGCAUCACGGAUGCAAAUAAGGACGAACGAGUCUCGACCACGCUCAACAACUUCAUCUAGUAGUUCUGUGCUUGGUGUUUAUUCAUCCUCUUCGGAUCCUGUUCAUGUACCAUCAUUUAAUUCUAGAUCAGUUACUAAUAUUGGGGCAAUCAAGCGUGAGGUAGGUGUUGUUGGACCUCGUCGCCAGUCUUCUGAGAAUUCUGGUAAGCCUCCAUCUUCACAAAGCUCAUCCUUUCCAGUUAUACAAUCUGGACGAGAAGGCUACCCAAGGGAAUCGACCCGAACAUCUAGUGCUAUUUCGAAAGGUGACCAACCCAUUCCAAAUAUGGCAACUGAAUCUGCCAUACCAGGCCCUUAUUUGAACAGAUCGUUUUCAAGUAAUCAGCAUGGUAGCAGACCUCAUCAACUUGUGAGUCGUCAGAAAGCUCUUCAGCCUAACAAGGAGUGGAAACCAAAAUCAACCUUGAAACCAAGUGUCAAUGGACCUGGCGUUAUUGGAACUCCUCCAAAAAUUGUUUCUCCUCCUGCUGACAAUUCUGAAGACUUGAAAAAAGAAACAGAUCAGAUUCAAGAUAGUAUGUCUCAAUUGAACAUCUCCGAGAAUCAGAACGUGAUCAUAGCUGCACAUAUUCGUGUAUCUGAUGCAGACCGAUGUCGGCUGACCUUUGGCAGCUUGGGGACUGAAUUUGAAUCUACAGUAGAUUCAGUUUUCCACAUAGUUGAGGGUGCUGAAGAAUCAAGUACUGAACAAUCUCGAAGUGUGUCAGCCUCAGGGACAGAAUCUUCUACCGAGGAGCCUGCUGGUGGCAAACAGUUGGAGUUGAUGGAUGACCAUGUCAGCAAGUCACGAUCUAACUCUCCUGCAUCGGGUGCAGCAUCUGAUCAUCAAUUGUCUGAGAACAAAGAAUCUUUAAGUCCUGGGAACUUGGACAACUAUGUUGAUGUUGGGUUGGUUCGGAACAACAGUGCUUAUUCUCCGGAGUUGCUACAAACUCAAGAUACUUCUGCAUUGCAGAGCUUCUCAUCAUAUGAAACCCAGAUGGGAUAUGAUAUGCCAUACUUUCGUCCGCUGGUUGAUGAAACAGUUCGGGGACCUAGUUUACCAUCUCAGCAGGAGGUAUUGGGGCGUACAGCAAACAGCAUUCCUGCAUCCUCUAUUCCCAUGGUACAACAGCAACAGCAGCAACAACAGCUUGCCCAGAUGUACCCCCAAGUUCAUGUCCCUCAUUUUACCAAUCUUAUGCCGUAUCAUCGGCAGUUCAUCUCUCCUGUCUAUGUUCCUCCAAUGCCCGUGCCUGGUUACUCUGGUACUUCUGCCUACCCCCAUCCGUCAAAUGGAAGCAAUUACUUGGUGAUGCCCGGAAAUAGCUCUCAUCUAACUGCAAGUGGCCUCAAGUAUGGAGUCCAGCAAUAUAAGCCUGUUCCCACUGGUAAUCCUACUGGGUUUGGGAAUUUCACUAACCCAUCUGGUUAUGCUAUCAACACUCCUGGUGUUGUUGGAAGUGCCACAGGGCAUGAAGAAUCAUCUCGGCUCAAGUACAAAGAUAGCAAUCUUUACGUCCCAAACGCCCAGGCAGAGACGUCUGAAAUGUGGAUAAACCCCCGGGAUCUUUCCAGUCUGCAGCCCACUUCUUAUUACAACAUGCCUGGGCCAACCCCUCAUGCUGCUUACUUGCCAAAUCACAAUGGCCACACCUCUUUUAAUGCAGCUCAAUCUUCUCACAUGCAGUUUCCAGGAAUGUACCAUCCUCCUACUCAGGCAACUGCAAUGGCCAGUCCUCAUCAUUUGGGGGCUGCCAUUGGCGGUAAUGUUAAUGUUGGGGUUGGUGUGGCUGCAGCAGCUCCCGGAGCACAACCGGCUGCCUAUCAGCAACCUCAAUUGGGUCAUCUAAGUUGGCCAGGAAACUUCUGAGUUGCUUUGGCCUCCCUUGGAUCCUAUGGAUUGGCAAUGAAUAUGAAAUUCUAAAAUUUUGCUAUCAAUGUGAAGGACACUCGUCUUUUCUAAUCAAAUGAUAUCUUUCUAAUCAAUGCAUCUAGAUGUGUUGAAAUUUUGUCCA